ACCUGCACCUGCACCUGCCCGGGUAGGGAGGAGGGAGGGAAAUAUAAUUGAUGGCCUAGCCCGCGCGUGUUGGGGCUGUGAGCUGUGUGUUGUGUGUCUACUCAAUAAUAAUUUGGUUCCUCUACCCCCCCUUUCCCCUUCACCCUUUGAACGGCUGGAAAUUGAGGUCUUUCCUCAGCUGCCUUAAUAAUCUCCCAAUCUCUCUUCAUCCCUUCCUAAACACCAUCAUCCUCGAGUCGGAAUCAUCACGAUGCGUUCUCAAGUGCUACUGGCAAUUCUGCCGCUGGCUUUCGCAGCACCCGCUCCAGAACCCGUUGCGGUUGCAGAACCUCAUCCCAUGGUCACUCCAUCAGCAACUCUCAAGGACAGAACACCUUCUCGAGUCGACCGGCGCGAUAUUCUUAGCUCAAUUGCGGGCUUAGAUGGUUAUCUUGGGAGUGUUCUGGGCUCGUUUCCUUCCUACGUCGCGAGUGGUGUGCCUCAAUUCUUUCAGGACUUGCCUCAAGGAGACGCGGUUUUGAAGAAAUUAGAUCUCAAUCCUGGCGAUUUGGAUGCGGCUCCUACACAAGUCUUGACCAUCCCGUAAGUUGGGUUGGUCUCUAUAUUGGAGGAGGAGGAAGUGGCUAAGUGAGAAAUAGAUCAUACGCGAAUUGGACCCAGCAAGGUUGGAAUCUGCGAUUCCGUGGAAACGUUUUUAAGCAACCCAAUAUUUCCGAAUCCAAAUUAAAUGAUCUCGCAAAUGUCUUCCUCGUUGGUACAUCAAUCGAUAAGUUGCAGCCCGCAGAACAAGCGCAAGCAAGAAACUUGACCGCGGAAAUCUUCGUCGUCCAACAAGGUGACAGGCAAGUCAGUUUCAACAUCGAGCCAGCCUCAAGUCAAGUAACAGAUGGGACAGGCAAUGGAAGUAAUGCUAUCACACCAGGAGGAGGGUCGCAAAAUAUCACCUUGAUGGGAACGACAACCGUUGAAGGAGAUUUCGAUCAGUUCCUUCCCCUUCAAAACGUCUCUGGACCAGGUGGAUAUCUCGUUCCAGGAAACGCUACAUUACUACCACAAAGGGUCAAUGUAUAUGUAACAGGUACCAACACAGGAAAUGCGACUUCCUACCUGGUCCCAGAAAAGGGUCUCACCAUCAUCUCUGAUAUUGACGAUAUUCUCCGAGUUACUCGAAUUUACCAGCCUGCAGAUGGACUCCUGAACUCGUUUGCAAAAGCCUUUACACCCUGGAUGAACAUGCCAGAAAUCUACGCAAAUUGGUCGAGGUCAAUUCCUGACUUCCAUUUCCACUAUCUCACGACUACCCCGGAACAAGUGACGAGAAACUACAUGGACUUCAUCUACAAAACCUACCCAGGAGGAUCAUUCGGUACACUCUUCCCUCCCUCUUCCCCCACCACAAACAGAACUAACCAAACCCCAGACACCCGCCCCCUAAACUUCUCCGACGUCUCCGCCACGCUCGCCAUCCGCAAAUUCCUCCUCACCAAGGUCUUCCAAACCUACCCACAGCGAAAAUUCAUCCUCGUAGCCGACACCUCUAACGCCGACGUUAUGAAAGCGUAUCCCGAGAUGGCCAUCGAGUUCCCGGGCCAAGUCCAAUGCAUCUUCCUCCGCAACACCUCGGCCACCGAUUCUGGCGACAAGUUCCCUUAUGAUACGAGCGGCUUCAAGAAAUUGGAUAAUAAGACGUAUAUGUUUUUCAAGGUCCCGGAUGAUUUGAGAGGGCUGGAUGUUGUGGGUGGUCAGUGUGUGAAUAGUUCUCUCGUGCAAAAUGUUACGUUUAGUACGCAGGGAUUGCCGUUUGGAUUGGGGAAGAAGGGUGCGGCUGGGAGGGUGGAGUGGUGGAGUGCUGCUUUUUGGUUGGUUGUUGCGGCGGGUGUAUUUGGGAUGUUGUGAUAGGGUGGUAGUUCUCUGUUCGUGGUGAGAUACGGCGUUUAAUUCUUGGUUAUGGAUAGGUGGGUGGGUUGUAUGUAUAAUGCAUUUGGUUGGGCAGUUAGCAUUUCUUUUGGAUGUUAUGGAGGCGAAAAAAGGAAACUUUUUACAACCACCCCUCGGGCUUUUCUGAUGUAUUCUUGACGUUAUGAU
Hymenoscyphus albidus is the source of this 2085-nucleotide messenger RNA. The record is from the annotation of a GenBank genome assembly. NCBI's taxonomy places the organism in Eukaryota, Fungi, Ascomycota, Leotiomycetes, Helotiales, Helotiaceae.